UUACUUCCUCCUCUGUGCGAGCACAAGUCCUCUUGCAUUUCUGUCCUGACUUGCAGUCCAUGAAGUGAUCCCAGGGAAGGAGCGUGCUCUGCAAAGGUUGCUUCAGGACGAUUUGAAGACUGAGAACUCAAACCACACGCCAUGCAAAUGUGUGACAUAUCUGGGACCCGAAUAUAGUUGGCCUUGGAAUCUGAAAGGAGAAAUGCUUGUCUGUUCUUCCUGUUUCAAAAUGUUUUAAACGUCACUGUGUCUAGGACAGCGAGAGUGCUCCAGUGAGGUGACUGUGGAAGGAGCUUUAACUAUUUAUGCAGUUGCACUGACUGAAAGCACAUUUUGUUGAAGCAAUGUUUCUAUGUAAGGAUGGGGCUUUAGCUCACUAUUGACCCUGGACAUACACAAGGACAUCUGCACCAUGGAGAAACCAUGGAAAUGUGAGGACUGUGGGAUCGGCUUCAAAGUUCCAUCUGAACUGGAGAUUCAUCGACGCAGUCACACUGGGGAACGGCCAUUCACCUGCUGCCACUGUGAGAAGAGAUUUGUUAAUUCAUCCACCCUGCUGAGACACCAGAGGGUCCACACUGGGGAGAGGCCAUUCACCUGCUCGGUGUGUGAGAAGAGCUUCAAUCAGUUUUCCAGCCUUUUGAAACACCAGCGGGUUCACUCUGGGGAGUGGCCUUUCACCUGCUCUGUGUGUGGAAGAGGAUUCAGUGCCUCAUCUAGCCUGUUGACACACCAGCGAGUUCACACCGGCGAGAGGCCGUUCAACUGCUCUGAAUGUGGGAAGGACUUCAGUGAUUCGUACAGCCUGCGGAGACACCAGCGAAUUCACACCGGGGAGAGGCCGUUCACCUGCUCUGUGUGCGGGAAGGGAUUCGUUCAGUCAUCCGAGCUGCAGAGGCACCACGUCUCUCACACCAGCGAAAGGCCUUUUCGGUGCUCGGACUGUGGUCGCAGCUACAAAACCUCUCGGAACCUGAUGCUCCACCAGCGAAUUCACACCGAGGAGAGACCGUUCAGCUGCUCUCAUUGUGCAAAGAGAUUUAUAACCUCGUCCAAUCUCCGCAGACACCAGCGUGUUCACACAGGGGAGAGGCCGUUCGUCUGCUCUGUGUGUGGGAAGGGAUUUAGUCAGUCCUCUGGGCUGCGGAAGCACCAGCGAGUCCACAAAUGAUGACAGUGCUUGGCUUCUGCUGUUAUCGCGUUUGUUGAUCACAACCGGGACUGAACCAUGCUCAACCUGACAGGGCGGUCAGCACUGUUAUCUCAGAGUCAGGAGAUGGUGGAUAAAGACCCACUCCAGAGGCCACAUCAUCCACGAUUCCAUGUUCAACGUUCCCGGUGAUGGAGGAUCAUUUCACGUGAGACUUUGCUCAGCUGAUACUGGGUUGGAGGCAGGGGCCAUCUUGUGAGGGCGGGGUUGGAUUGGUUAGGCCUGUAUCCAUUGGAGCUUAGAAGAAUGACGGAUGACCUUUUGCAACAUAAGAUCCUGAGGGGUUAGAGUUAGAAUCUCUUCAGUGCAGAAACAGGCCCUUCGGCCCAACAAGUCCAAACUGACCUUCCGCAGAGCAUCCCACCCAAACCUAUUCCCCAUUCCUCUACAUUUACUAAUGCACCUAACCUACGCAUCCCUGAACACUAGGGGCAAUUUAGCAUGGUCAAUUCACCUCACCUGCACGUCUUUGGAGUGUGGAAAGAGACCAGAGUACCCGGAGGAAACCCACGUAGACUCAGAGAGAACGUACAAACUCCACACAGACAGAUGCCCCAAGGCAGGGAUUGAACCCGGGUCCCUAGUGCUGUGAGGCAGCAGUGCCAACCACUGAGCCACCGGGGCCACCGGUUCUGACAGGGUCGAUCCUGAAAGAGUAUUCCUGACUGUGGGAGAGGCUAGAGCUGGGGACACAGUUUAAAAAUUCAGGCUCGCCCAUUUCAGAUGGAGAUCUUUCUACUCCCAAAGGGCUGAGAGUCUUUGGAACACUCUUACCCAGAGAGCUAGGAAGGUAGGGUCAGGGAGUGUUUAUAAACUUCAGGUAGAUAGAUUUGUGACUCCUCAGUCAGUGAAGGAUUAUCAGGAGGUAGUGGGGAACGUGGAAUUGUGGCCAUGAUCUGAUUGAGUGGCAUGCAUAAGAUCUGGUUGGACUGCUGAUUGAUCGAUUGUUUGAUUGAUUUAUUGUUGUCACGUGCUGCGAUACAGUAAACAAAGUGUUUUCUGUGAUAUACAGGCUGAUCAUAUCAUACGAGUGCAUCAGGAUAGUAGAAGAGAGUGCACAGCAUUAGUGUUACAGCAGAAAAGGUGCAGAGAGAGAUUACAAUUGACAUUUGAGAGAUUGAUUCGAAACAGCAGGGAAGAAGCUGUUCCUGAAAUGGUGCAUCUACUAAAAUUAGUAGGAGUCCUUGUGGACAUACUGAGUUUCCUUAGCCUCCUGAGGAGGUAAAAAUGUUGUUGUGCUUCCUUGAAAUGUGGGUAGGUCAGGACAGAGUGUUGGUGAUGAUCACUCCCAGGAAUUUCACGGUCUCGGCCAUCUCCACCUCAGCACCAGAUAGGGACCUCCGAACACUCCACUUCCUGAAGUCAGGUAGCAGCUCCUUCAUUUGACGAGACUGUUGUCUUUGCAUCUUGCCGCUAGGCCUUCAAUCUCUUUCCUGACAUCCGGCCUACAGUGGCACUACCGCUAAUGUUGGUUGUAAGCUUUAAAAUGGAGUGGAUGUAAUUGAGAAAUAAUUCUUUACAGAGAGAGUAGUUGGGGUGUGGAACGCACUGUCUGCAACAGUAGUAGACUUGCCAACUUUUAGUUUAGAUCAGAGCGGUGCUGGAAAAGCACCUCAGGUCAGGCAGCAUCCCAGGAGCAGGAAAAUCGAGGUUUUGGUCAAAGGUCCUUCAUCCCUCUAUUCCUGAUGAUGGGCUUUGGCCCGAAAUGUUGAUUUUCCUGCUCCUCGGAUGCUGCCUGACCUGCUGUGCUUUUCCAGCACCGCUCUGAUCUAAACUCUAGUUUCCAGCAUCUGCAGUCCUCACUUUUGCCUCGCCAAUUUUAAAGGCAUUUAGAUGGUCAUUGGAUAGGCAAAUGGACAAGAUUGGAAUAGUGUCGGCUAAAUGGGCUUCAGAUUGGUUCCACAGGUUGGCACAAUAUUGAGGGUCGAAGGGCCUGUACUGCGCUGUAAUGCUCUAUGUUUGAAAUAUAAUUUAGAUGAGUUCAAUGUGGUUCAGCCCAUCUAAUUGAAAGUUUCAAAUUCACUCCUUCAAAUGACACUAUUCCAGGUCAGACAGAGAUAUCCCAUCAGGCAAGGCAGAUACUCAAGAGUUACUUAAUAAGAUGAGAUUUUAUUCGAUAUAAUUUAGUAAAGUACUUUCUGCCCCUUCUUGAUUCAUCCAUUACUGAGAUCAAACUUGCGUGGCUCAGUUUUUAUAACUAGAAGUGAAUGAGCUGAAAGAGUUGUUUUUUCAGAUUCCCUACAGUGUGGAAACAGGCCGUUCGGCCCAACCAGUCCACACCGACCCUCCGAAGACUAACCCACCCAGACCCAUUUCCCUCUGACUAAUGGACCUAACACUACAGGAAUUUAGCAUGGCCAGUUCACCCUAACCUGCACAUCGUUGGACUAUGGGAGGAAACUGGAGCACCUGGAGGAAACCCACAUAGACACGGGGGAGAACAUGCGAACUCCACACAGUCAGUCACCCGAGGCAGGCAUCAAACCCGGGUCCCUGGCGCUGUGAGGCACUGGUGCCAACCGCUGAGCCAUCAAGCCACCCUAAAUUCUUGAAAGAUUCAAUAUAAGAAAUUAAUUGGGGUGAAAAAGUCAUGGAAUAUAAAGAACCAGAUUAAAAUUGGGAAACUGUAUUUCAAACAAAGUAUAGCUUUCAUUAUUUGAGAAUAAAGGUGUGGACAUAGGACAAAAAAAAAUAAGAAUUGAAAUAAAAGGGAAUUGUGUGCAAUAAAAGGAAAGCACCUUUUCUAGUUUUCACGGCACUGAACAAAUGAAUAAUGGCACCGACACUGACAUUUUUGCCAAUUCAUUCGGAAGGUUUCAAAUUGUUAAACAGCUAAUCAACUGCCAGCAAGCUGAAUUGCAUCUGUGCAGAAAUCUGUCAAUUUGUUUUGUACUGACGCUCCCUCAGAAUAGGGAAAAUCUGAGGAAACACUUUUGUGUCAUAGAGUUAUACAUCGGGAAGCAGACCCUUCGGUCCAACUCAUCUGUGCCAACCAGAUAGCCGAACCUAAUCUAGUCCCAUCUGGCAGCACCUGGCUCAUAUCCCUCCAAACCCUUCCUAUUCAUAUACCCAUCCAGAUGCCUCUUAAAUGCUGCAAUUGUACCAGCCUCCACCACAUCCUCUGGCAGCUCAUUCCAUACACGUACCACUCUCUGUGUGAAAAAGUUGCCACUUGGGUCUCUUAUAUCUUUCCCCUCUCACCCUAAACCUAUGCCCUCUAGUUCUGGACUCCCCGACCCCAGGGAAAAGACUUCGCCUAUUUAUCCUAUCCAUGCCCCUCAUGAUUUUAUAAACCUCAAUAAGAUCACCCCUCAACCUCCAAUGCCCCAGGGAAAAUAGCCCCAGCCUGUUCAGCCUCUCCCUAUAGCUCAAAUCCUCCAAUCCUGGCAACAUCCUUGUAAAUCUUUUCUGAACCCUUUCAAGUUUCACAACAUCUUUCCGAUAGGAAGGAGACCAGAACUGCACGCAAUAUUCCAACAGUGGCCUAACUAAUGUCCUGUACAGCCGCAACAUGACCUCCCAACUCCUGUACUCAAUACUCUGACCAAUAAAGGAAAGCAUACUAAAUGCCUUCUUCACUAUCCUAUCUACCUGCGACUCCACUUUCAAGGAGCUACGAACCUGCACUCCAAGGUCUCUUUGUUCAGCAACACUCCCUAGGACCUUACCAUUAAGUGUAUAAGUCCUGCUAAGAUUUGCUUUCCCAAAAUGCAGCACCUCACAUUUAUCUGAAUUAAACUCCAUCUGCCACUUCUCAGCCCAUUGACCCAUCUGGUCCAGAUCCUGUUGUAAUCUGAGGUAACCCUCUUCGCUGUCCACUACACCUCCAAUUUUGGUGUCAUCUGCAAACUUACUAACUGUACCUCUUAUGCUCGGGUCCAAAUAAUUUAUGUAAAUGACAAAAAGUAGAGGCCCAGCACCAAUCCUUGUAGCACUCCACUGGUCACAGGCCUCCAAUCUGAAAAACAGCCCUCCACCACCACCCUCUAUCUUCUACCUUUGAGCCGGUUCUGUAUCCAAAUGAAGUCCAUAUAGAUCACGCCCACCGCUCUGCACUCAUCAAUCCUCUUUGUUAUUUCUUCAAAAAACUCAAUCAAGUUUGUGAGACAUGAUUUCCCACGCACAAAGCCAUGUUGACUAUCCCUAAUCAGUCCUUGCUUUUACAAAUACAUGCACAUCCUGUCCCUCAGGAUUCCCUCCAACAACUUGCCCACCACUGAGGUCAGGCUCACUGCUCUGGAGUUCCCUGGCUUGUCCUUACCACCUUUCUUAGAUAGUGGCACCAUGCUAGCCAACCUCCAGUCUUCUGGCACCUCACGUGUGACUAUCGAGGGUCCUCCAAAACCUUUCCUGCGUUGUUUGUUUCUGUAUCAAAGUUUGUUUUCGGUGGAGUAAAUAAAAGGAGCAAACGAGUUAGAAUUGAUCUAGUAAACAUCAAAUUAAUUGAAUUGACCAUUAACAGGACACAGUAGAGUCAUAGAGAUGUACAGCAUGGAAACAGACCCUUCGGUCCAUACCGACCAGAUAUCCCAACCCAAUCUAGUCCCAUCUGCCAGCACCCGGCCCAUAUCCCUCCAAACCCUUCCUAUUCAUAUACUCAUCCACGUGCCUCUUAAAUGUUGCAAUUUUACCAGCUUCCACCACUUCCUCUGGCAGCUCAUUCCAUACACGUACCACCCUCUGCGUGAAAAAGUUGCCCCUGAGGUCUCUUUCAUAUCUUUCCCCUCUCACCCUCAACCUAUGCCCUCUCAUUCUGGAUUCUCCCACCCCAGAGAAAAGAUUUUGUCCAUUUAUCCUAUGCAUGCCUCUCAAAAUUUUGUAAACCUUUAUAAGGUCACCCCUCAACCUCUGACGCUCCAGGGAAAACAGCUCCAGCCUAUUCAGUCUCUCCAUAGAGCUCAAAUCCUCCAACCCUGGCAACAUCCUUGUAAAUCUUUUCUAAACCCUUCCAAGUUUCACAAAUCUUACUGUGGAGAAGACCAGAGGUUACACUCUGAUGAUAAGGAGGAUGUUCUGGUGUCGUUGUACUGCUAAUCCGGAACCCCAGAUCAAAGUUCUCAGGGCUGAACCCUACCAAGGAGAUGGCAAAAUGUCAAUUUAAUAAGAUCUGGCAUUUGAAUUCAAUCAGGCCAACACUAUCAAUUGUCAUUAAAAAAAACUGCUGCACGUGACUGCAGGGCUGAGUUGAAUAUUUAAAACUGGGAGAACGAGAGCAAUAAUUGAAAAUAUGGGAUAAUUCAAAUAUGACUGUCAAAACCCAUUUUUGUGACUGCAUUUCUACUGUCAGAAAAUAUCU
Hemiscyllium ocellatum (epaulette shark) is the source of this 6506-nucleotide messenger RNA. Its product is annotated as gastrula zinc finger protein XlCGF49.1-like. Gene Ontology annotation, biological process: negative regulation of transcription by RNA polymerase II. Bases 413 to 1171 code for a protein of 252 amino acids. The transcript has 2 exons. The record is from RefSeq and is a predicted model, not a curated record. Gene Ontology annotation, molecular function: RNA polymerase II cis-regulatory region sequence-specific DNA binding; DNA-binding transcription repressor activity, RNA polymerase II-specific. NCBI's taxonomy places the organism in Eukaryota, Metazoa, Chordata, Chondrichthyes, Orectolobiformes, Hemiscylliidae.